AUGGACAACGAUGAAGAUAUAGAAUUAGCUAUGGCCGUUGUAGGUUUUAUUAUAGUAGUAGUUGGGGCAUGGUAUGGUCAAAGGUAUAGGAUAAAUGAGAUAACAUGGAAUGAAUGCGACCGUGCUCAAAGACGAGCUACAUGGAUGAACACUUUAAGGACUGAUAGGAUAUGUCGAGAGAAAUUUCGUCUCGACAUAUGUCGUUUUGAGAAGUUAUGUCAUGUUUUGCAAACUAAGGGGGGGCUAGUGACCACGAAAUGUCACGGUGAAAGAAAUAGUGGCUUUAUUCCUUCAUACACUUGGCAUGAUUUGAAGAACAGGACAAUGCAAGCCCUCUAUGCUCGUUCUGGUGAGACGGUGAGUCGCCAGUUUCACGUAGUGUUAGCAUCAAUGCUCAAGCUUGGAAAGUACUAUAUCAAGCAAAUAGACCACAACACUAAUUAUGCUGACGAUAACAAAUGGAAGUGGUUUGAGGGUGUUGUUGGAGCUCUCGAUGGGACACACAUUAAAAUGACGGUCUCUGUCGAGGAUCGGCGCCCUCGUUAUCGAGAUAGGAAAGGGGAUCUUAGCACCAAUGUUUUAGCCACUUGUGAUCCAAACAUUCGUUUCACAUAUGUUCUACCUGGUUGGGAAGGAUCCACAUCUGAUCCUCGUGUCCUUCGUGAUGCUCUUCGGAGGCCUAAUGGUCUAAAAGUACCUAGAAGCUUUUCUAAUGCUGAAGGUUUCUUAGCUCCUUACAAAGGUACUCGAUACCAUUUGAAUUUAUGGCGAGGGAACACUCCUACAUACUACAAAGAGCUUUUUAACUUGCGGCACUCAUCCGCUCGAAAUACCAUUGAAAGAGCAUUUGGGUUGUUGAAGAAGCGUUGGAGUAUCCUUAGAGAUGCUAGUUUCUUCCCCAAAAAAAUUCAAAUUAGAAUCAUGAAUGCUUGCUUCAUCCUCCAUAACUUUUUAAGGGAGGAAAACAUGGAAGAAACAAGUCUUAUGCAAGAGGUAGAAGAAGACCUAUUAAAUAUGGAAGCAAUAGACGAAGAAGAUGAAGAAGAUGAUUAUAUUUUAACCGCUCGUUCAACUAAUGAAUGGAAUGAGUUUAGAGAUGACCUUGCUAAGAAUAUGUUUGAUGAAUAUCUAGAGCGAAGGGCUCAACUUAUUUGA
Spinacia oleracea (spinach) is the source of this 1155-nucleotide messenger RNA. RefSeq lists its product as uncharacterized. Bases 1 to 1155 code for a protein of 384 amino acids. The transcript is spliced from 3 exons. Lineage: Eukaryota; Viridiplantae; Streptophyta; Magnoliopsida; Caryophyllales; Amaranthaceae. The record is from RefSeq and is a predicted model, not a curated record.